Messenger RNA from Heterobasidion irregulare TC 32-1, 1644 nucleotides. RefSeq lists its product as uncharacterized. The transcript has a single exon. The coding region runs from base 1 to 1644 and encodes 547 amino acids. The record is from RefSeq and is a predicted model, not a curated record. NCBI's taxonomy places the organism in Eukaryota, Fungi, Basidiomycota, Agaricomycetes, Russulales, Bondarzewiaceae.
AUGGGCCGUCCUUCCAAAGCCAAACGCAAAGCUUCACGUCCUUCUUUGCCACCUGAUGAUCGUAGGCACAAAUUAUCUCCGCAGCUUGCGUAUGGGCCUGUAACCAUAUCUUCCCCACAUCUACCCGGGGUGCCGCUGCUAGCAGUGUCCUUGAAAGGAAAACGGCAGAAUAGGAACAAGCGAAAACGUCUUCCGCAUCCGCCGCCUCCUCUACCGCCGCCUCCUACAUCUCCUCUCUUGACGUCUCUUUCGUUGCGCCUCGUGCAUCUCCCCGAUACUUCAUCACACGCUGACGGGCCCGGUGUGAAAGCUUUCCCGCAGAUUCAGAAGGCCAAAUCAGGGGAUAAACCAGCAUCGACCGGCCCGCCGCCUGCCCCUUUACUUGCACUUGAUGUCGCGCAUUCCGAUGGUGGCGCUCAUCGUGACGUGGAUACGGACGCGGAACACAACGAGCAGACCCCAAAGGCUUCAUCUCGGUUAUUGCCCGGAUUUUCGACCACCGUCGUUGGUGCCAAUUUCUUAAACAAUAUCGUUCUGCCUUUCUCGUGGCCUUCUUCAUUUCGACAUCUGCAUCCAGACGAUGGCUCGUCGGAUAAUGGUGAUUGGGACACGCAAACUCCAAGGGCUUCCCUCAGAUCUUUGUCGACAGUGUGGUCUGCGAGCAUCCGCCCCGCUCUCUCCAUCGAGAUUCCUUCACCCUUGCUUGCUCCUCCAUCUCCGCCUGAGUCACCUCAACCUCUGUUUCAUUACCAUGGCGCGCCCUACAAUCGCAAGUCGGACACAGACAUCAACGUGCAGACGUCAGUCGCGAAACCAGACCCUCUGCCGGACUGGUCGCCCAAAGGAACUCAUCGCAUUUUCUAUGACAUCGCUCCGCACGAAUCCAAGCCGCAUGCUAUUCACUACGUGUCCAUCGGUACGCCGGAGCAGCCAUCUCCCAGGCCACAACGGCAAGAUUCGAAGGACCCCAUCUUCAAGACCGCACAGCAGGAAUCGAACCAAUACUGCUCGUUCAUGCUACCCAUCAUCGACCUCUGUAUCUGGGGUGCCAAUGAUUUACCCCCGCGUAAUCUCUGGAGAGCCGACUGGGAAACCAGUGCUUUCGGAUGCUGGCCGACCGGCAAGAGCAUACUUGAGUACACACAUGCGCUUGGCGUUUAUCCCGCUCGCGCAGCGUACUUCUGUGCCUACCCCAAGAGAAGGGGAAAGUCCAUAAUCGAUCCAGACAGCCCAGGUCAUCCAUCCCAAUCAUCCUACCCCUUCAACUACGACGAAGGAACCUAUCUGGUAAUAGCGAUACCUGAACAGGAGGGCGGCGGGGUUGAUGAUGGUGUACGGUUGACGCAGGAGCAUGUCACAGCAGCACUCAGGUUUUUCCAGCACGCCUUCAAAUCCGGUAGACACAAGUCCCGGGUGCUGAUCAGUUGCCCGCCUGAGUAUCAGCGUGAAGCAAUCGCGUUGGCGGCCUGCUACCCUGCACAUUGCAUGCAGCGCUCUAUCCAACCUAUCUUUGAGGCGGCGAGGAGCGAACUUCCUAUUCUGAAGUCUUGGGCGGACAGCAUUCCAAAAUCGCAGCGCGACACGGGCUUUUUGGAUGAUUGUCUGCAUCACUUUAACCGACUAUCUUUAUUGCAAAUUCUAUGA